UAUAUAUACCCAUUUACAUAAAAAAAAUUAUUUUGAAUUUUUCUCAUCAAAAUUAAAAAUAAUUUGAUGAUCAUGAUGACAUUAACAAAUGUGAUCAUAACCCUACUUUUUUUGUUGAAUAGUACACUCGUACUCGCACAACCCCCACAAAACAUAUUCAUUCUAGCAGGACAAAGCAACAUGGCAGGCCGCGGUGGAGUAAAAAAGGGUAAAUGGGAUGGGUUUAUACCAUCCGAAUGUAACCCGAACCCGAACAUCCUCCGAUUCACAGCCCAAAACAGUUGGGUUUUAGCCCAUGAGCCACUUCAUGUAGACAUAGAUGUGGGUAAAACAUGUGGUGUUGGCCCUGGUAUGGGUUUUGCUCAUGGUUUACUUAUGCUUGGUGGGUCAGAAAUGGGGUCGAUUGGGCUUGUGCCGUGUGCGGUAGGUGGGACCAAGAUUAGUGAGUGGGGCCGAGGUACGGUGUUGUAUAAUCAGUUGGUGCGACGGGCUAAGGCGGCUGGUGGGAAGAUUGGUGGGGUGUUGUGGUAUCAAGGUGAAAGUGAUACAGUCAAUGUUGAGGAUGCUCAAGGUUAUAAAGGAAGGAUGGAGAAAUUUAUUGGUGACUUGCGUUCUGAUCUUGCAUUACCCUCUCUCUUAAUUAUACAGGUUGCACUUGCAUCGGGAGAAGGUAAAUAUAUUGAGAAAGUGAGGGAAGCUCAACUUGGAAUAAAAUUGGCUAAUGUGAAAUGUGUUGAUGCAAAGGGACUAAGAGUUGGAUAUGAUCAUUUGCAUCUCACUACUAUGUCACAAGUCCAUUUAGGUUUAAUGCUUGCUCGUUCUUACUUGAAUAUCCAUAAGCAUCAUGAUUCACUAUCAACAACAUCAAAUAGUUCCUUAGUAUAA
Molecule: messenger RNA, 885 nt
Organism: Amaranthus tricolor (Joseph's coat)
Lineage: Eukaryota; Viridiplantae; Streptophyta; Magnoliopsida; Caryophyllales; Amaranthaceae
Product: probable carbohydrate esterase At4g34215
Exons: 2
Coding region: 67-885 (272 amino acids)
Source: RefSeq, a predicted model, not a curated record